AUGCCCAACAAGGAUACUUUGGCAUGGACAACUAUGAUUUCAGUGCUGGCUCUCCAUGGGUUUGGCAAUGAGGCUUUUGAUAUUUUUAAACAAAUGGAAACAACUGGGGUGAAGCCGAACCAUGUGACAUUUGUUGGGCUAUUGUCAGCUUGUGCUCAUUCUGGUUUAGUAGAGAAAGGUCGCUGGUGUUUUCGUGUGAUGAAGCGUGUUUACUUAAUUGAACCGCAGCUCUAUCACUAUGCAAGCAUGGUUGAUAUGCUUAGUCGUGCCGGGUUGAUAUGCUUAUAA
Messenger RNA from Prunus armeniaca (apricot), 288 nucleotides. The record is from the annotation of a GenBank genome assembly. Lineage: Eukaryota; Viridiplantae; Streptophyta; Magnoliopsida; Rosales; Rosaceae.